AUGGGCCUUCAACAGAAGCCCUUUGGCUACAAAUGGCGCUCUUCCAGAUGGUUUAUCAUUUCUACUGUCACUCUUGCCUUGUUUGGUGAAACCUUCCUGUAUGCAUUCAUAGUCCCUAUUUUAGACUACAUGCUACGGACUCGCUUGCACAUCGAUCGCUCCGAAACCCAGAAGAUAACCUCUACAGUACUCGGUCUUCAUGGUGCUAUCUCUGUCAUCGCCGGGCCCAUUAUCGGCCAUUUCGCCGAUAAAACUCCAAACCGCAAGACACCAUUAUUGCUUUCUCUUAUCACAUGUAUAAUAGGCACCCUCAUGAUCGCCAGCACCCAUUCGGUUCCGAUCCUUUUAUUACGCCGCGUGUUCCAGGCAGUUGCCGCAUCUGCAGUUUGGAUCAUCGGCUAUGCAACCAUCGCAGAUACUGCGGAUCAGGCGAGGCUCGGUACGAUAAUGGGGAUUGCAAUGUCCUUCGUCAAUCUGGGAGUCAUCGGCGGCCCUGCUGCAUCCGGGUUAUUACUGGAAGUGGCGGGAUAUGGGAUAACCUGGAUGACACCACUCCUCAUUUUGGUCAUUGAUCUGAUCGCGCGCCUUUUGAUGAUUGAGACUCCGUCGAAGGGUGUCUCUGCUGAUAUAAAUUCUACAAUUACAAAGACGACAGAGACAGCAGAUGCAACAGAGACUAUGGGUCUACUGAUCUCGCAUGACCAUCCUGAAGACCUAACCACUGAGGCAGCCGGCUUCUGGCGUAUCAUGUUAUGUGAUGUGCGCGUAUUGACCGUUCUGCUCAUUCAGAUAUUGAGUAUAGCAGUGGGAACAUGUUUCAACGCGACUAUUCCAAUAUAUGUACAGGAAACCUUCGGAUGGGGUCCUAGUAAGAUUGGAUUCCUGUUCUCCUGCUUGAUCUUGCCCAGUCUCCUAGUCGGUCCCCUCGCAGGCUGGAUUCGAGACCGUGUUGGAACACGAUAUCCUGCCGCAAUUUCGUUAGUUCUUCAGGCGGUAGUGCUAGUACUAUUGGGUAUCGCUGGAAAUGAGCGAAUCACUUGGGCAAGUCCUCAGAACAAGGGCGGGACACUGUAUAUAACAUGUAUCGUGGCUAUGGGCACAUUGCGUCCUUUUAUCGCAGGCUUAGGACCUAUUGAGUUGACCGCUGCUGUCAAGGCACACCAAGAACAGACCCCAGGUAUAUUUGGGCCUGAGGGAGGGCUAUCCCCGGCGUUUGCCAUGAUGGAGGUUGCAGCUUCUAUCGGGAUGACAAUUGGUCCGAUUAUGGGUGGUUCGCUGAAGGAACUCUUUGGUUACGACUACAUGAAUUUGACUUGGAGUCUGCUUUAUCUCCUCCUUGCUGCGCUUGCAAUAUGUUCCCUAGGCUCCGAGGAUCCCAAUAACAUGCCUGCUGAUGAUGGAGACUGCUAG
Messenger RNA from Penicillium coprophilum, 1410 nucleotides. Its product is annotated as Major facilitator superfamily domain general substrate transporter. The transcript is spliced from 4 exons. Lineage: Eukaryota; Fungi; Ascomycota; Eurotiomycetes; Eurotiales; Aspergillaceae. The record is from RefSeq and is a predicted model, not a curated record. The coding region runs from base 1 to 1410 and encodes 469 amino acids. Gene Ontology annotation, molecular function: transmembrane transporter activity. Gene Ontology annotation, biological process: transmembrane transport.